ACGAGUUAGAUAGUCUAAAGUUGGUCGGUCACAACUGCGCACACAUUUCUCCUCAAUUUAACAGAUAAAAUGGAUCAAGCCAUACUCAAUUUGAUGUUGUCGAAUAUGGAUGGUUCUACAGAAGAUUCUUCAUCGGAGACCAAUUCCAUUAUCGAUGAAUUUGAGUUAAUGAACACUCAGAGCAAGGGAAACUGCUGCCAGAAACUAAAAUCCAUAUUGCAGCAGGCAGGCAAGUUGAUUAAACUAAAAGAUGAGCAAAUCGAAUCGAAAGAUCAGCAAAUUGAUAAUCAUGUAAAGACAAUAUCAACGCUGUCAAUAAAAUGUCUGGAAAUACAUAAGCAUUAUAUGGAGAAUCAAAUGGCCGAAAAGAACAAGGAAGUAUCGCAGAUUUUGUCAAAGUACCCGGACCAACUAAAGGAGUCGAUGGCUCCCUCAAACGAGACCAACGAAGCACUAAAUAGCCAUGAAACAAUAAAAGAACAACUCAGAGAUCAAUUGGCGGACCAAGCUAAAGCUAGAGAAGAUCAACUCAAUGCUCUUUUAGAGGAGUCGAAUAAAAAAGUUGAGAAUCUAAUCGCGCAGCUAUCAGAAGCCGAAAGUAAACUUAAAGAGGCGAAUACAUUUUUACAGGAGUCCAACGAGAAAGUAAAGAUGCUCGAAAUUGAGAAACAGCAAAUGGAGAAUAAGCUGACAUUAAAAAUUAACGAGUAUGAAAUUCUGAUAAAAAAUAACGAAACAAAAAUAAAGAAUUCAGAUAACAAAGAACACAAAUCGAUAAUUCACGUGACAGGAUGGAGAUCCCAGAAGGUGACCAUUAACAAUGAUAUCGCUGGUCCUAGUUGGAUAGUCAUAAAACGUUCUGAACGUCAAAGCGGAUCACUCAAGAAAACUAUUGACGUUGACUCGAGUUGGGUGUACGAUCUCACAAAAGAUCAUCCCCACGAAUUAUACAUUCACUUAGUAUAUAAGGAUGGAACCACUUCAUUUGCCCACUAUGAUGAAUUUGCUCUUCAUGAUUGGAACGGCAGUGUAUAUAAAAUAAAAUCGAUGGGUGCUCUUAGAACCUCGAUGGCGAUUGUAGGCGAUUUCUGCGGAAAAUCUGUUGAUAAUUUUUGGAUCACUUUUGAAAGCGAAUGUACUUUAAUUUGCACUUUUAUGGUAAGACAGAGAUUAAAAUAUCAACUACAUAACUGAAUAAAACGGUCCGCGCAAAAUGUGGAUGUCGGUAAUAAUAAUUUUUGAAAAUAAUUUUCAUUUAUUUUACUGUAUAAUAACGGAAUAUCUAAUAGUCAUAUUAACAAAAACAUAAAUAGCCAUAAUUAAUCAGUCUCAAUUUUUGGAAUUUGAAGGAAAA
Drosophila willistoni is the source of this 1354-nucleotide messenger RNA. RefSeq names its product protein Hook homolog 1-like. NCBI's taxonomy places the organism in Eukaryota, Metazoa, Arthropoda, Insecta, Diptera, Drosophilidae. The transcript has 2 exons. Bases 70 to 1194 code for a protein of 374 amino acids. The record is from RefSeq and is a predicted model, not a curated record.